AUGAAGACAUUGACUACUCUUACGAUUUCGUUAGUCGCCAUUACGACCACAGCCGUUGCCAAGGAAGUCGGGUAUUUCCAGUCGUCGGACUGUGUUGACUCAUCGGGAUUCGAAUCAUGUUACGAAGAUGCGGAUCAGAGAUUUGCCAACUGUGUCAGCAACAAUUGCGCUGGUGGAAGCAAGGGAUGCGUGGAAUCUUGCGGUGGGAACCCUGAAUGCGUGCAAUCGAAGUGUCCCAACUUGGGAAUAGACUGUAUCAAUGUCUGUGAUUGUGUAAAGAACAUCGAAUAUAUACAAUGUGCCGCAACGAGUUGUUGGAAUCAGAUUGGCCUUAUGAGCAGACAAUGGUCUAUGGGAGCACAUGCGGGUGUUGCGGCCAAAGUUCUUAUAUCUCUUCCGGACCUGGGCUUUAGCAACCUAACAAGGUUCCACGGCCCCGGGCAGCUUCCCGCGAAUGGGACGGAAACACUGUAUAAUACUGGUGGUGUGAUUUCGACGCCAGUGAGCGGAAACACGUUCACCUGGACGAUCCACGACAUUCCGCACCCUGUCACAGCUGCGGCCACAAACAAGGCUGUACCGACAAAAUCAGAAUCCGGUGGUAAGAGUGCGACAGCCACUGCGGAGUCUGGGGGACGACAUGAAUUUAGACUUUCCCUGUGGACUCUGGUCAGCACUAUCGGUGCCGGAUAUCUGCUUGUUCGAUAG
Messenger RNA from Aspergillus oryzae RIB40, 708 nucleotides. RefSeq lists its product as uncharacterized. The record is from RefSeq and is a predicted model, not a curated record. Lineage: Eukaryota; Fungi; Ascomycota; Eurotiomycetes; Eurotiales; Aspergillaceae. Bases 1 to 708 code for a protein of 235 amino acids. The transcript has 3 exons.